Molecule: messenger RNA, 265 nt
Organism: Closterium sp. NIES-65
Lineage: Eukaryota; Viridiplantae; Streptophyta; Zygnematophyceae; Desmidiales; Closteriaceae
Source: the annotation of a GenBank genome assembly
CGCAAGUCCUGCUGGACUGUCAGAAGGCGUGGAGCACAACGUUUGACGGCUGGGUGAUUGGUGGGGACUGUAGCAAGGCAAGCAGCGUCACAUGCGACUCCCAGGGCAUGAUCACGGAGAUAAUGAUCUCUGAUGCGAACUUAAACGGGACAAUCCCGGACUCCAUCAGCAACCUCCAAAGCCUUACCCACCUGAAUUUAUGGAACAGUAAACUGACUGGCCCAAUACCAGCUACUAUUGGCAACCUUCGAAAUCUGUCCAAAGU